This is a messenger RNA of Octopus sinensis (East Asian common octopus), 2359 nucleotides long. RefSeq names its product WW domain-binding protein 11. Gene Ontology annotation, cellular component: spliceosomal complex. Gene Ontology annotation, biological process: mRNA cis splicing, via spliceosome. Bases 111 to 2027 code for a protein of 638 amino acids. The record is from RefSeq and is a predicted model, not a curated record. The transcript has 14 exons. Lineage: Eukaryota; Metazoa; Mollusca; Cephalopoda; Octopoda; Octopodidae.
AUUUCGUUUUUGGUUGCAAGGUCACGUGGCUAACUAUGGCGGCUUAAAAUAUCAACUCAAUAUUUAUUUUAGUUUAUUUUCCUAUUAUCUGACAAUCUAAACGAAAGAAAAUGGGACGCAGAUCUAUAAACACCACUAAAAGUGGGAAGUAUAUGAACCCCACUGAUCAAGCCAGAAAAGAGGCGAGAAAAAGGGAGUUAAAAAAAAACAAAAAGCAGCGUAUGCUUGUACGUCAAGCUGUGCUGAAAGGAAAAGACCCUACCAAAAUAUUGCAAGAGAUGGAGAUAAUCGACAAAAUGGAAUAUGAUCCGACCCAACCGCCCAAACUAAAUGAGAAAGUCUUGAAAGACAAACGGAAGAAACUUAAAGAAACUUUCCUGCGAAUUCUAAAGCUCUAUGAUAAAGAAAAUCCUGAGUAUGCAUUAGAACUAAGGAGAGCAGAGUCUGAGUAUGAUAAGAAGAGGAUCCAGUUACAGAUAUACUUUGAACAAGUGAAGAAUGCUGAACGUGUACAACUGGAUCAGAUUCCACUGCCUGACUUACCCUUGGAAUACACCAUUCCUUCUAUGAUUCCUUUACCAAAUGAAAUGCCUCCUCUUGGUGCAAUACCAGCUCCAAACCAGAAACAACCUGUAGGCAUUCUUAAAAAACCAUCCUUGUUUGUUCCUAAAACUGGUGAUGGUAAAAUCAUUGAUAUGAAACUGUACAUAGAAAAAUCACCUCCAGGACCUCCACCUGGCUCACCGCCUCCUCUUACUGACAGUGAAGAUGAAGAGUAUGAUCCUGAAAAAGAUAUUCAUGAAAUCAUUGGUAAUGUAGAUGUUGAGGAACAUGCAGCUGAAGUUGUACAAAAUGUUCCUGAGCCUGUUGGAGAACCACCUGCUGCUAAAAUUAGAAAAAUCCGUUUUGCUGAUGACAAGGCAAAGGCAGCUCCUGAGGAAACUGAGAAAGAGUUUAAGUAUCAGUUUGCUAAGAAAAUACGUAAGAAUGUCACCCCUCUACAAGCAAUGAUGUUGCGUAUGGCUGGACAACAGGCCCCUGAUGUACAGGAAGAGGAUGAAGACGAAGAGAAAGAUGAAGAGAGUGACAGUAAAGACAGCAAGGAGAAAGACAGUAAAUCAAGAGAGCAGAACAGUUCUGAUAGUGAAGAGGAUGACUCUAAGGAUGUCAAUGAAGAGGAUGAAAAUACAAAUACUGAACAGAAAAAUCUCUCAGAUGAAGAAGACAAUGCUAAGCAGAAUUCCGAUACAGACACUCAAGAUAAUAAAUCUGGACCAAUUAUGUCAAUGGCACCUGUAGUACCAACAGCAACAGACAUCCCUUCACAUCCUAAUAAGCUGAUUCCUCCAGGUCCACCUCCAGGACUACCUCCUGGAGGACCACCAGGGGUUCCACCAGGUCCACCACCUGGAGCACCAGUAUUCAUGAGACCUCCACCGCUGCGUCCUCCAGCUGGCACUAUGCCGCGUCUGUUACCACCAGGUCCACCACCAGGAAGACCUGCUGGUUUACCUCCUGGUCCACCACCUGGCCUACCACCUAAUCUGCGUGGCUUACCUCCCAGAUUGCCCCAAGGACCACCUGGUGUUGUUCCACCCCGACUCAUACGACCUCCUGGAGCAUUACCAAGCAUCCCACCUCCUGGCUUGCCUCCCCCACCUGGUGUGACUGGGCUCGGUCCAUUAAAUGCCAGUGUGUUGAGUGCCCCUCCAAGCAUUGUGAAACCUCCAUUAAAAUCCAGUGAGGACAAUGUGAAAUCUGGCAGCAGUGCUACUAUUGAAGCUAAGCCACAGAUCAAGAACCUCCUAGCUGAUGUGACACGGUUCACUCCAACAGCUCUAAAAGUAAAGAGAGGUAUCCGUGAUGCUAGAGGUCGUGUAAAGAUAAUCAAUCCUAAUCUGGCAGCGAAGGAAGAAGAAAAGAGACCUUCCGGAAUGCAGAAUAAACCCACACCCACAGUGACACAGACGAAAACUAAGGAUGAUGUGUAUGAAGAGUUUAUGAAAGAAAUGAAAAACCUUUUGUAAUUACAUUUCUCCUGUUGAGAACUGCGUUUGCUUGGGUAUCGUUGGCAAGAUUACAGCCUCUGUCUUACCUUGGGUGGCUUGCCUUAUAUCCAACACUUGUCAUGUACAUUGUCAUUUAUUAACAACCUAAGCAAAACAUCUUUAUUAAAACAUUAAUUAUACAUACAUAAAUACAUAUAUAUACACACAUAUAUAUAUAUAUAUAUAUAUAUAUAUAUUCCAUGGGCUAAUAAGUUCAAAAGAAGCUGUGCCUGGCCACUUAGAAUAAAAAGCUCAAAGACAAAUCUGAGAGUGAAUAAAACAUGUAUAUUGAAUCCAUAAUCAUAAAUCCA